Messenger RNA from Plectropomus leopardus (leopard coralgrouper), 2369 nucleotides. NCBI's taxonomy places the organism in Eukaryota, Metazoa, Chordata, Actinopteri, Perciformes, Serranidae. The record is from RefSeq and is a predicted model, not a curated record.
AUGACGGUUGCUACCAGCGACCCUGCGGAUGAAGCCGCAGCACAUCCGGGUCAGCCUCAUGACCAGUAUGACCCAGAACUGGAUCAUGAGUGCUGCGAGAGGGUCGUCAUCAAUAUCUCAGGCUUGCGCUUUGAGACGCAGCUCAAGACUCUCUCCCAGUUUCCAGAGACGCUGCUGGGAGAUCCUAAGAAAAGGAUGAGGUAUUUCGAUCCUCUCCGGAACGAGUACUUUUUUGAUCGCAACCGACCAAGUUUUGAUGCCAUUCUGUAUUACUACCAAUCAGGAGGGAGGCUGCGUCGGCCUGUUAAUGUGACUUUGGACAUUUUUUCUGAGGAGAUCCGGUUCUAUGAAUUGGGCGAGGAGGCUAUGGAAAUCUUCAGGGAGGAUGAAGGUUUCAUAAAGGAAGAGGAGCGGCCUCUGCCAGAGAAUGAGUUUCAGAGACAAGUGUGGUUGCUGUUUGAGUAUCCCGAGAGCUCAGGUCCUGCUCGCAUCAUUGCCAUCAUUUCUGUCAUGGUGAUUCUUAUCUCUAUUGUCAGCUUCUGUCUGGAGACAUUGCCAGUUUUCCGAGAUGAAGAAGAGGAGAUGUACAAUUAUAAUUUGCAAUCCAUGUCGAACGGCACCUCAACCUUUGACAGCUCGACCUAUUAUAAAGACCCUUUCUUCAUUGUGGAGACCCUCUGUAUCAUCUGGUUCUCUUUUGAGUUCCUAGUUAGGUUCUUUGCGUGUCCCAGUAAAGCUGGAUUUUUUGGCAACAUUAUGAACAUCAUUGAUAUUGUGGCAAUUAUCCCCUACUUCAUCACCCUGGGCACAGAGCUUGCAGAGAGGCCAGAGGAUGGCCAGGCAGGCCAGCAGGCUAUGUCUCUGGCUAUUCUUCGUGUCAUCCGUUUGGUCAGGGUGUUUCGUAUCUUUAAACUCUCACGUCAUUCCAAGGGGCUCCAGAUCUUGGGACAGACUUUGAAGGCCAGUAUGCGUGAGCUGGGCCUCCUCAUCUUCUUCCUGUUCAUUGGUGUGAUUCUGUUCUCCAGUGCUGUUUACUUCGCAGAAGCAGACGAGCCAGGUUCCCAGUUUAGCAGCAUCCCUGAGGCCUUUUGGUGGGCUGUGGUUUCCAUGACCACCGUGGGCUAUGGAGACAUGGUCCCAACAACCAUUGGAGGAAAAAUCGUGGGGUCUCUCUGCGCCAUCGCUGGUGUGCUGACUAUUGCCUUGCCUGUACCUGUCAUUGUGUCAAACUUCAACUACUUCUACCACAGAGAGACGGAGGGCGAGGAACAGGCACAGUACCUGAAUAUCCCAAGUGUGCCUAAAGCCAGCUCAGCUGACGAUCUGAAAAAGAGUGGCCGAAGCGGCAGUGGGUCAACUCUCAGUAAAUCUGACUACGUGGAGAUCCAGGAGGCUGUGAACCACAGCACUGACGACUUCAGACCAGAGGGCAUGAAAACAGGAAACUGCACCCUGGCCAACACUAACUAUGUAAACAUCACUAAGAUGCGCACAGAUGUAUAAUGUGAGCUAUUGUAGACAGUUAACCUCAGCAGGGGUCUACAGGGACUGUAACGGGAGGAUGAAGGUGUGACUCCCUGUAUUGAGCAACGAAUGACACCCAGUGUGGGAGUCCAGAGUAGAUUAACUUGAAGAAAAGGUCAGUUGAGAGGACCUCAUGUUCUCCCAUAUCCUGUGGACCUUUCACCGCAUAUCAUAGAACUGCCAUCUGUCUUAUUUAGGACAUUGUCAGUGUCUGCAUGGAGUUAGUCUUACCUAUGUGACAGUAGUCAUGCCGCUCGUAACAGUAGCCAAUCGUAGCCUAACCAGUAAUAACCAAUAUUAACAGCGUAAAGGGACCACUAGUUUCUACCUUCUUGCUCAAACUGCCAUCGAGAGAAGAUGCACGAUAACAACUAUUUAGAUCAGCGUAACAUUUAUUUUAAAAUGUAACUUAUCUUAUUAACUCGUGAUUAAAAACAGGCCAUAUUAUCAGCAUUCACGAGCAACUUUAUUCUGCUGCUCUAACUGCCAAGGUCCUGACUCAGAGAAAAACAAAAUCACUAAGAUCACUGCUGUUCUGUCAGAGGAAAACUGAAGUGAGCAAAAAAGAGCGCGAGAGAGAAAAAUACUAAUAUGCUUUUUGGCCAAAUGGUCACACUGCUUCCUCUGUCAGAGAAAAAAAAAAGCCUGAGUGCACUGGUAUUCUUCCCCGGGCCAUGGGCCCUGGGCCAUAUUGUCUAGUACAAGCUAGUGGCUUCUGUAGAGACCAACAGAUAGAUGACAGUGCCGUGCUGUAAUUCUGCAUCACAACAGCACAACUUCUUUUUCCUGCUUUUUUUUCUUCAAUGAAACUCAAGUGGAUUUACUAUAUGUACACUCUUGCCAAG